GGACGUACGAUGCAGCCGCAAACUUUAAGGGGGGAGACUCGGCACAGCGGCCACCAACAAGGGUCAACUGUGAGGAAACAUGUAGGAUCUCAAAGACCCCACACUCAGACCCUCAUGACCACAGAGUAUGAGGAAAGGUUUUCUCUCCCAAACUCCUACAAGAAGCUGGUCACAACCACAAAACAAACAAACCCAAACCAUCCUUUGAAGGGGACUGCUGCAGAUGUGUCAACCUUUAGAUCAUUUUAUUUGGCCAAAAAAUGGAUACCGACCAAACCCAAGCUCCCACAGGCGACAGUAACAACAACCACAAAAGAUCAGCAGAUAACUGUAAACGCUGCAAACAACUCUACAUGGUCAUCCGAGGUACAGGACUACACAUCCACGUACCGAAAUGACUACAGAGUGUGGAAAAUCAGCAAGCGUCAGCCGUUCAGACUCACUGACAACCUGACAGUCAGAACACCUGCAGCAUCCCUGAAGUCAGAGGAAGCCCGUGACGCAAAAAAAUUCAAUGAUGCCGGUCAAUUUUCUAAGAAAUGUAAGUCCUGGUCGACUGACAAGAACUCCAGCCAAGGCAAAGUCAAAGAGACGAGCCUAUCAGAAGAAGGGAGAUUCCUGUCAACAACAAUGGCCGACUACAUUGUACAUCAGUGUCAAUGCAGGAAACCCAUCCGACCCAGCAAAACCCAAAACUUUGUUAAAAGCCAAGAGCCCAUGCAAAAAACAACCACCACAAGGGAGGACUUUAAAUCAUGGAAAAUACAAAGACGAGCACCGAUCCCCCCUAAACAUGAGCUGACCGUAAAAUCUGCCACACUACCUGACGGCUACGCUACAAACCAAAAGCCUUCAGACCUUCAACCUCAGCUGAGAGAGUCUGCUUCAACCAGUGUCACCCAGAGACCCGCUGAUGAGGAAUUCAUGUCCAGCUUUGAAGAAAUCUCCCACAAGAAUGGGGAAACCAGGAGGUCAUGGACCACUUCCUUGAAAAGAGGAGUGACUUGGGCUGAUGAUGGCUGUGAGGAGCCCUCUGAGACUUACCGCAUGCUGCAUGGUUUCAAGCCAAACUUAGCGUUUCUUUGA
This is a messenger RNA of Cheilinus undulatus (humphead wrasse), 1086 nucleotides long. RefSeq lists its product as uncharacterized. The transcript is spliced from 4 exons. The record is from RefSeq and is a predicted model, not a curated record. Bases 10 to 1086 code for a protein of 358 amino acids. Lineage: Eukaryota; Metazoa; Chordata; Actinopteri; Labriformes; Labridae.